GAGAGGGCAUGGGUUGCGGAACCGACAUCACGGCCGGGGUCUUUGCUGUUUAGACGCCUGGGUUCCCGGAUCCCAGACACGCGCACGGGCAGGAAGUUAGACCGGAGACAGCGAGUAUAGACAACCCUUCUGGAUAGGGGCAGACGGGUGGGAGCUCCGAAGGGGUGCCGGGGCGGUGAUCGGGAGGUCUCCAGCGGCCCGAACCAGGGUGAAGAAGAAGCCCGGGUUUCCGCUUCCCUCCGGGCGCGAGAAGAGGGGAGCCAGGCCGAGCCCCGGCCCUACCGCCGCCGCCGCCAUGUGGCCCCCAGACCCCGACCCCGACCCGGACCCCGAGCCUGCCGGCGGCUCCCGUCCCGGCCCCGCGGUCCCCGGGCUCCGCGCCCUGCUGCCGGCGCGGGCUUUCCUCUGCUCUCUCAAAGGCCGCCUCCUGCUGGCCGAGUCGGGUCUCUCAUUCAUCACUUUUAUCUGCUACGUGGCGUCCUCAGCAUCCGCCUUCCUCACAGCGCCUCUGCUGGAGUUCCUGCUGGCCUUGUACUUCCUCUUUGCUGAUGCCAUGCAGCUGAAUGACAAGUGGCAGGGCUUGUGCUGGCCCAUGAUGGACUUCCUGCGCUGUGUCACCGCGGCCCUCAUCUACUUUGCUAUCUCCAUCACGGCCGUCGCCAAGUACUCGGAUGGGGCUUCCAAAGCUGCUGGGGUGUUUGGCUUCUUUGCUACCAUCGUGUUUGCAAUUGAUUUCUACCUGAUCUUUAACGACGUGGCCAAAUUCCUCAAACAAGGGGACUCUGCAGAUGAGACCACAGCCCACAAGACAGAAGAAGAGAAUUCCGACUCGGACUCUGACUGAAGGCCUGGCGGGUGCCUUGGCAACCUGAGCCACACAGGCCUCCACCCCUGCGCCUCACAGGGGUCGCUGGCGUUGGAGCGGAGGCCUGGACUUCUGAGUUGCAGAGGGGGCUGCGGACACAGCAGGCCCCCUACAGCCUCAGGUUCUGCCUGAGCCCAGCCUACCAGGCUUGCCCCUCAGCUCAGCACUGUUGACCACGCUGCGUAUGAGGGCAUCUUGGGUAUCCCACUCCUUCUCCCCAUUUCUGUCCCACAGGCCUUCAGCCCUUUAACCUCUCUGCCAAAAACCAGCACAAGGAGACAAAGCAGAGCCUUGUCUGUAUCUGGGCAGCAGGUGUUCCAUGCUGCUAGGUGGCGGGGGUCGGGGGUCUUCUGUUUCACUAACAGGAACAAAGACAGAAACCAUGACAGGGCUGCCCCGCCAGGCCCCGGUGGGUUUGUCUGCACUUGGUGCUCCUGCCCACACCAGCCACUUUGGUGACAAUGACCCUUCCAAGAAUCUUUGGUUCAAGGAGCACCAGUUCCCUCUUCAUUCUUGAAGCAGGGAGAAACUGACCUUUGCCUUGUCGCCCAGGAAGUGGGGCUCGGCACCCAUAACUGACACCUCCCACCCUUGGAAACCAUGUCUUCUGGGGGUGAGAUGACCAUUCUGGGUCUAAGACUGUUUCAAAGAAGAGCUCAUAGACUGACUGGUCCAGAUGACAGAGGGUACAACAGAGGCAUCACAGUGACAGUGUCAUGGGGAGCUGGGCGGGCCCAGCCAAACCCUCCUUCUUCUUAGAGCCCAGCCAGCAGGCAGGAGUUCCUGGACCCUCAGGACAGUGAACUUCCAGACCUCAGGGCAGGUCUAUGGGCCACUGCAGGAAAUGAGACCAGCCUUCUGUGUUCACCUAACGAUUUAUACUGUGUAUCUGUCUUUGAUGGAAUUUUGUAACUUUUUAUAUUUUUUUACGCAAAAGCAGCUUCUUAACAGAUGGCAUUUUCUGUGACUCUAGGCCUCACAAAAGAGCCAGAGUUCUGGACCCAUGUUUGGAGCAUUUGUAGCCUUAUUCUCUUGCAUGUGAAUCUCUUACCCUGAAAAAAAGCCAUAAUGAAUUAAGCCAGACUGAC
This is a messenger RNA of Gorilla gorilla gorilla (western lowland gorilla), 1953 nucleotides long. It is a transcript of the gene CMTM3, whose product is annotated as CKLF like MARVEL transmembrane domain containing 3. Lineage: Eukaryota; Metazoa; Chordata; Mammalia; Primates; Hominidae. The record is from RefSeq and is a predicted model, not a curated record. Gene Ontology annotation, cellular component: membrane. The transcript is spliced from 6 exons. The coding region runs from base 296 to 844 and encodes 182 amino acids.